Penicillium paradoxum is the source of this 750-nucleotide messenger RNA. RefSeq names its product SUR7/PalI family protein. The coding region runs from base 1 to 750 and encodes 249 amino acids. The record is from RefSeq and is a predicted model, not a curated record. NCBI's taxonomy places the organism in Eukaryota, Fungi, Ascomycota, Eurotiomycetes, Eurotiales, Aspergillaceae. Gene Ontology annotation, cellular component: cell cortex; membrane raft; plasma membrane. Gene Ontology annotation, biological process: septin cytoskeleton organization; cortical actin cytoskeleton organization; endocytosis. The transcript is spliced from 4 exons.
AUGGGUUUCAGCAGAGCAUCAUUGGGCUUUCUGGGCCUGUUUUUCAUGGCAUCGUCCAUCUUGCUAAUCUUCCUUACUCUACUGGGAGGUGCACGCAACAGCAACCCGCUGAAUCAGAUCUACUUCCUCCAGGCGGAUACGGGGAAUAUACCCAACGCACCGCCAAUUUCGCGUUGGACAUUCUGGAAUGUCUGUGGAGUGAAAAAUGGUAGAAAUGACUGUGGUACAUCGCACCCGGAUUUCCCAUUCGACCCGCCAAGCCACCGUAACUUCGACACGACCCAAAAUGUCCCCCCAGAGUUCAUCGGUACGAACCACUACUUCUUGACAUCGCGGUUUAUGUUUCCCUUCAUCAUCAUCGGUCUCUUCUUUGCUGUGUGCUCUCUGUUCACUGGGUUGCUGGCCAUGUGUACCCGCAUCGCCAGCUACCUCUCUGCUUUCCUGGCUUGGAUCGCUCUGACUUUCCAGGUCAUUACGACCUGCCUCAUGACCGCCGUCUUUGUCCAGGGCCGCAGCGCAUUCAAGCGUAAUGGCCAAUCCGCAACCCUCGGUGUGAAGGCAUUCGCUUUCAUGUGGACUGCAUCUGCCUGUCUGUUCCUUUCAUGUCUGCUGUACUGCCUCGGGGGUGCUGUUGGCCGGAAAGACAACAGUGGAUACAGUGGACGCAAGGAGCGCCGCCGUGGCUUUUUCUCUUCUCAACGCUCUAACAGUGUGAAGAGCCAAAAGAAGGAGACCACAAACUACGCUUAA